GUGGCGCCAGAGCGCAAGAAACGAGGAAAUGGGUAAAAACCAACAGAACUCAUCGGGUAAUCUGCCCGGAGAAUCGCUUUAUGGCUUCAGCCGUCUCCACAUUCCGUUAGGUGAUGUGUGGAUCUUUUCAGCGGGUGGCAGGACUUGCCACCUGUCAGGAAUGGUAAACAGGCUUCGCUGAAGACCGCGUUGACCCUUUCUUCCUUUGCACAGGGAAACGUUCGCAGCUUUUGUUCAUGUGCAUCUGUGUUCGUGAAAGAAAUACGGACAACUUUAACUGACAUCGGCGCAAGAGAAAGUGAGCCACACGCAUAAGUGGCAAGAUUAUAAGCGGAGCGUCUGCACCCGGAACCCUCCGACCCCCUUCGCUUUUUUUGAAGAUUAGUGGGUUGACCACGUCUGAAGGACACUAACAACCGGAUUAGGUAUUGUGCAGUGUAACCUACUUCUCACCACUCCUGCAUCUUGUCCUCUGAAAAUUUGCGCAAUGACCUUUGGUGCACUUGGAAUACAGCGGCUGCGCCCGUGAGGUGGGCAAGCAAUAAGGCUUGACGGAAGAUGCGACGGGGGUGGUGGCUCGUCAGAUGGCUGGGGACAGGAAUGGCAAUCCUCUCUUUGCUAACCCACAGCUGGGGCCAGAACACAGAAGACUGGCACUAUGAGGAGUGUAAGCUGUCCCGGCCUGGUCCCCCUGCAACCAUAGUCACUGUUGACGAGGAGAGCCCAAAUGGUACAGUUUUGGUGGAAAACAUGCAGAUAAAUGGCCGUGCCCAAGACCCAGGCAGAACCAUCUCACUGACGUUGUUGGAUAAUUUUGACUACUGGGUGAUAUUGGAACCAGCACGGCAGAGACUCUACCUCAACAGCACUGGGCGUUUUCUGGACAGAGAUCCCCCCAACUCCAUCAGUACCAUCGUGGUUCAGGUGCAGUGCACAAAUCAGCUGGUUGGUACUAUCAUCUUGCAUGAGGUACGGAUUGUUGUGAGGGACAGGAAUGACAACGCCCCUCGCUUUCAGCAGCCACGCUACUAUGUCGCAGUAAACGAGCUCACACCACCUGGAACAACAAUUUUCACUGGCUUCUCGGGAAAUAAUGGUGCUACAGACAUUGAUGAUGGACCUAAUGGACAUAUAGAAUACAGCAUCAUUUACAACCCCGGAGACCCGGCAUCUAACAGAACAGUAGCAGUCAGCAACAGCCUUUCAGGAAACAUUAUUUUGGCAGAGAGACUAAACUACGAGGACAGAACACGGUACCUGGUUUUGGUCCAAGCCAAUGACCGCGCUCCAUUCCCCCCUAACCGACUAACAGCUACCGCAACUUUGACUGUGGAUGUCGAGGAUGGAGACGACCUGGGUCCCAUGUUCCUGCCUUGUGUUUUAGUGAACAACACUCGUGACUGCAACCCCCUCACCUACCAUGCUGCUAUCCCUGAAUUCACUGAACCGAGCAAACUGAACCCACUGAAUGUUACCCCUCCGAUCCGUGCUGUGGACAUGGACAGAAAUAUACAGCCCCCAAGUGCCAGACCAAACAUUCUCUACUACAUCCUAGUUGGUGAACCAAACACAUAUGCAGCAUAUUUCUCUUUGAACAAAACCACUGCAGAAAUGCGCGUCCUGCAGCCAAUCAGCCGGGACUUGUAUCAAAAGUUCACAUUAGUCAUCAAGGCUGAACAGGAUAAUGGUCAUCCCCUCCCAGCAUAUGCUAAAGUCAUCGUUGAAAUCUUGGAUCAGAACAACCAGGCACCGUAUUUCCAGUUUGCUACCUAUCAGGGCUAUGUGAGUGAGUCCUCCCCAGUUGGUACGACUAUCUCAGCCAGUGCCAACCUUACCGCCCCCCUGGGAAUCGUCGCUUUGGAUAAUGACAUUGAGGAGACAAAAGACCCCAUGGUGACGAUUACCCUGGAUGACUACACCAUGAUCUUCAGCCUGACCCCAACUGGGAUAAUCCGCUACCUGAGGCUCCUCAAACCUGUGGACCGGGAGACGCAGAUGGUCUAUACUUUCACGAUGGUGGCGUCAGAUGGCGUCCAGCAGAGCAGGCCAGUAACUGUCAACAUCCUGGUCAUUGAUGCCAAUGACAAUACCCCCACAUUUGGAGAGGUCUCCUACAGUGUUGAAGUCUUCACCAACAUGCAGCCGGGGGAGACGGUGCUACAGCUGACAGCAUCGGAUGCAGAUGAAGGGCUGAAUGGUUUGGUGACCUAUGAGAUACUGGCUGGCGCCCAAGGAGAUUUCAUCAUCAGUAAUCGCACUGGACGUAUCACCGUGGCACCUGGUGUCACUUUAACUGUCGGGCGAUCUUACACACUCACUGUCAGGGCCUCAGACAAUGCACCAGAGACCCAGAGAAGGAGCUCCAUCACAACAGUCAACAUCGAGGUUUUGCCACCCAACAAUCAGAGUCCACCACGCUUUCCUCUCCUGACAUACAGCCUAGAAGUCAGUGAAGCUAUGAGGAUAGGAGCUAUUCUGCUCAAUCUGCAGGCCAUAGACAGAGAGAACGAUCCGAUCAGGUAUCGCAUUUUGAGCGGGGAUUCCCAGAAGGUCUUUAACCUCACUGAAACGAUUGGCCUUCUACUUCUGGACAAGCCUCUGGACAGAGAGACAACUGACCAGUACCGUCUGAUUGUCACAGCCUCAGAUGGUCACCCUGGAGGGACAACCACAACUACUGUGAACAUAGUUGUUACUGAUGUCAAUGAUAAUGACCCGAAGUUUGACCUCACCAUACCUUCAAAUUUUUCUGUGCGAGAAGAAGAGGCCAACUUGUUUGUAGGACGAGUAAGGGCUACUGAUCCAGAUGCAGGCGCUAAUGGCCAGGUGCGCUACCGGAUCGUGAAUCAUCCCGACUUGUUUACAAUAAGCGCUAAUGGAAGCAUCUACACACGAGUGCCACUUGAUCGGGAGUCAAGAAGUCAGUAUGACUUGGUGGUUGAAGCCUCGGAUGGGGCAGUAGACCCGCGACGGACCUCUUUCACUGUCUCAGUCCAGGUCACGGAUAUCGAUGACAACAGCCCGGUGUUCUCCCAGCAGACUUAUGUGGUGAAUGUGCCUGAGAACAGCCCUGUGGGAACUGUAGUCCUGCAGCUAAGUGCGGUAGACUUAGAUCUCUUCUCCAAUGUCACUUAUCGGAUCAAGACUGAAUCAGCCAGGCAGCUGUUUUCCCUGAACCCUGUAACAGGGGUGUUAGCUGUACUGCAGACCCUGGACUUCGAGUCCCUGGCAGCUAUGAACAUGGGGGCUUCUUACACAUUCCAGGUAGAAGCUGUAAACCAAGGAGGGGUCAUGCCUCCUGGGCAAGCUACUGUCACAGUCCACAUCACGGACAUGAAUGAUUUCUCCCCCAUUUUUAAGCAAGACCUGUAUAAAGGCAUGGUGGCACCCAAUGCAGAGAAAGGAACAGUCAUUACCACAGUUUAUGCUGAGGACCAAGACCCACCAGGUACUCCGGCCAGUUUGGUUCGCUACAGAGUGGAUCUGAACAGAUCGCCAUACAGUGGGAGUAUUUUUGAUGUGGAAGCAGAAACGGGGAGAAUUAUCACUAAGGUCAACCUCAAUGAAGAGCCCAGUGUCACCUUUAACCUCUUUGUGAUAGCCUAUGACAAUGGGGAGCCAGUGAAAUCUAACAGCACUUUGGUGGAGAUCACAGUCCUUCAGCCUUCUCGCAUCCCAAUCUUCACCCAGGAAGAGUACACGUUCCCUCCAGUUAGUGAGCUGGCUCCUAUUGGCACUUCAGUAGGGAUUAUUCUUGCUGCUGCUAUCAAUCAAACCAUCUUCUACUCCAUUGUUGCAGGAAACGAACGAGGUCAUUUUCAGGUGAACAACAGGACAGGCGUCAUCUCCACGGCAAAACCACUGGAUUAUGAAAACGUGACCAGCUAUGUCCUCAGGGUCCAGGCCGACUCAAUGGUGGUUGUCAUGUCCAACCUCCGUGUGCCUUCUAAAACUAACACAGCCAAGGUGUUCAUUGAGGUUCUGGAUGAGAACGACCACCCUCCUGUCUUCUCCAGGAAGCUCUACAUAGGCGGUGUGGCAGAAGACACUAAGAUCUUCAGCUCAGUGCUCAAGAUAGUGGCCACCGAUAAGGACACUGGGAAUUACAGUGCCAUGGCAUACCGCCUCAUCAUCCCACCCACCCCAGAGGGUCAGGACAGUUUUGUCAUUGAGACCUACACUGGUAUCGUCAAGUCGGCCAUCAUGUUUCGGAACAUGCGCAGAUCCUACUUCAAGUUCGAGGUUAUUGCUACUGAUGACUAUGGAAAAGGUCUUAGCAACAGCGCUGAAGUGGUGGUUUCUGUGGUCAACGCAUUGGACAUGCAGGUUGUUGUGUCCACUGUCCCACCCACUUUAGUGGAAGAGAAGAGGGAAGAGCUCAUUAGUAUUCUGGAGCGCCACGUCCAGGACCAGAUUCCAGGUGCCAAGGUGAUUGUAGAGGCUAUCGGGCCACGUCGCCAUGGUGAUGGCUUUGAGUUAGAAGACUACUCUAAGUCGGACCUGAUGGUAUACGCCAUUGACCCACUCACGAACAGGGCCAUUUCACGUCAGGAGCUUUUCAAAUUUCUUGAUGGGAACGUGCUGGAAAUCAAUAAGGAGUUUCAGCCAUACCUGGGUGAAGGUGGCCGCAUUCUUGAGAUUCGCUCCCCAGAUAUUGUAGCCAGUGUGAAAAAGGCUGCCCAGGCUGUCGGCUACACAGAGGGUGCCCUCCUGGCCCUGGCGAUCAUCAUUAUCCUUUGCUGCAUCCCUGCCAUUCUCAUCGUCAUGGUCACCUACAAACAGUUCAAAGAGCGACAAGCAGAGUGUGCCAAAACUGCCAGGAUUCAGAUGGCUUUACCUCCGGGAGGGAAAGCAGCUCCGGCAGCUGCUCCCACUGCUAACCUCUAUGAAGAGUUGGGCGACAGCAGCAUGAGGCGAGGGUACGGCCGACAGCAACAGCAACUGCUGAGGCCAUCUCUUCUGAGACCUGAGGAACUCUCCAUGGAGUCAGGUAUCGACCCAGGCCAGGACUACUACACACAGGACUACUAUAAUUAUGACCAGGGGUACGACUUUCCUCAGUACGGCAGUCGGCGGAGGCUGAUAUCACCCAUGUAUGAUGAAUAUGGAGAGGUUAUUGUGGAGGAUGAUGGGUAUUACUACAGUCCACAUGGCCCUGAGCCUGGGAGAAAGAAGCGGAUUAAGUUGAUUGUAGAUCGGGAAAACGAGACCAGCUCCACUGCAGAGGACAGCAGCACAGAGACACAACGGAACAGACUCCCAAACAGCCACAGCAACAUAAACGGGAAUAUCUACCUCGCACAGAAUGGCACUAUUGUGCGAACUAGGCGACCGCCUCAUCUAAACAACCUAAAGAUGGGUUCUCCAUGUCGGCUGGGUAAGCAUUUUAAAAAACUAGAAAAGCUGGGCGUAACACAUGAAGAACCGCCUCCGGUUAUUAGUGUUGAGGACAUGGGAAACGAAGCAGAAAAUGAAAGAGGUACGAGUGUUCCCUCCAACAUGGACAUCAACCUCAACACUCGGUCCUCUUCUAGUUCCCUGGGUUCCACCAUUAAAGAGCUUAAAAGUUUUGGGUCCAAAACCAAUAUUGCUAAGGCCACAAUUGACAGAAACAGCAGUGGCCCGUGUGUCACUGAGCAGCAAGAGACUUCAGUUGACAACCACAAGAACAGUAGGGAGACACUGGAGUCCCACAGUGACCACACAUUAUCAGAUGAGGAGGAAUUGUGGAUGGGACCUUGGAACAACCUGCACAUACCAAUGACAAAACUCUGACUGGCCAUGCUGAAAAAUUGAUCCCCCUUUUUUGGUUGUUUUCCAUUCUCUAUCAAGUGUUUUUUUUCUUGGUCAUAAAAAUGUGUGCCUAAGCUGGAUAAGCUCCAAUCACAGAUGGGUGAUUGCCCUUAUAGUCACAUUUUAUUUAGUCCUAAUAUGUUAAAGCUUAUUGUAACAAGCUUUUAUCACCAACAGGGCCGUUACAGGUGGGAACAUUGAGCUGAAAGGCAAUGAGUGCCUCAAAGAAAUAUGAAAUUAUAUGUGAUUGAGUGCUUGAGUGUACUUUUAAUUUUAUUCAGCACAGAAGAUGGACUUAUUUUAUGGAGUGAAUCCUUUUUUUGCAUCCGUUUAUCUUUUUUUUUUUUAAACAAAUUGUCCAUUACACUAUGCUGUUAAAAAGGUACUUUAAAGAAAUAUGAAGAAAUGGUUGUAAUGUAGUUUGUGAUGUGGGAAAAGAAAGUUAUUUUGCUAAUGGGGUUGUACUUGCGAAUAAUUCAAAUUGUUACUGAUUAUUUUAUGUUGUGAUCACUUGGUGAUGUUUUUGAGAAUUUAUGAAAAAUAUAUGAAAUUAUUUUUGUCUAUUUUCUAUCUAACAGAUAUGAAGAGUCUAACAUAUGACAUUAAAGACAUAAUAGCCACAUGACUGUCAUUGCUGUAUUUCAACAGUGGAAUAUGACGGUGUGAUCAUAGUGUUUUUAUAUGGACAUUUGUACCUACAGAAUGUGAUAUUUUCAGUCCCUUUACAUGAUGCAGGUUCAGUCUGAUCAUGUCAUGACAGUGGAAGGAAAACCAAAAACAUGUAUCACAUUCAACAAUAAAGC
This is a messenger RNA of Pundamilia nyererei, 6596 nucleotides long. RefSeq names its product protocadherin-15-like. Gene Ontology annotation, biological process: inner ear development; homophilic cell-cell adhesion; cell migration. The transcript has 38 exons. The coding region runs from base 559 to 5775 and encodes 1738 amino acids. The record is from RefSeq and is a predicted model, not a curated record. Gene Ontology annotation, cellular component: adherens junction; plasma membrane; catenin complex. Gene Ontology annotation, molecular function: calcium ion binding; cadherin binding; beta-catenin binding. NCBI's taxonomy places the organism in Eukaryota, Metazoa, Chordata, Actinopteri, Cichliformes, Cichlidae.